Molecule: messenger RNA, 1818 nt
Organism: Cucurbitaria berberidis CBS 394.84
Lineage: Eukaryota; Fungi; Ascomycota; Dothideomycetes; Pleosporales; Cucurbitariaceae
Exons: 6
Coding region: 1-1818 (605 amino acids)
Biological process (GO): pyruvate metabolic process; malate metabolic process
Cellular component (GO): mitochondrion
Molecular function (GO): NAD binding; malate dehydrogenase (decarboxylating) (NAD+) activity
Source: RefSeq, a predicted model, not a curated record
AUGUCUACCACCUCGAAGCCGCAAGAUAAUAGCAAAUUCGGGCAUUUGCCCCUCUCGACGUCCGGGCCACAAGAGACAACCUUGACCGGAAAUGCGCUCCUCCGGACGCCAUACUUCAACAAGGGCUCGGCCUUCACUAAAGAAGAGCGUGAUACCUUCAAACUCCAUAGCCUCCUACCUUCAAACAUGCAAACCCUUGACGAGCAGGUCAGGCGCGCGUACGCCCAGUACAGCUCUCGUCCGAACGAUCUCGCGAAGAACACUUUCAUGGCGAGUCUGAAGGAGCAAAAUCACGUCCUAUACUACAAGCUCAUUCUCGACCACCUCAAGGAAAUGUUCCCCGUCAUCUACACCCCGACCGAAGGUGAUGCCAUAGCCGAGUACUCUACGCUCUUCAGAAGGUCUGAAGGCUGUUUCCUUAAUAUCGAUGAUGCCGACCGUAUAGAGGACGACAUCAAACAGUGGGGCAAUCCCGAGGACAUCGAUGUGAUAGUCGUGAGCGACGGACAGCAGAUUUUGGGUAUCGGAGACCAGGGAGUUGGAGCGAUCUUAAUCAGUGUGGCUAAAUUGGUCAUCUACACGCUAUGCGCUGGCAUCCAUCCGUCGAGAACGUUGCCCGUAGUACUCGACUGUGGUACCGAUAACAAGGAAUUGCUUGAUGAUGAUCUGUAUCUUGGCUUGCCUAAAGGCCGCGUUCAAGGCGAGCGAUAUGACGACUUCGUUGAUAAAUUCGUCAGCGCUUGCAGGAAGCGGUACCCGAAAGCAUACAUCCACUUCGAGGACUUUGGAUUGAACAACGCGCGGAGAAUUCUCGAUAAAUACACGCCCGAGAUCGCCUGCUUCAACGAUGAUGUACAGGGGACUGGGUGUGUCACUCUUGCCGCUAUCAUGGCAGCUUUCAAAGUCAGCGGCGUGAAUUGGGACGAAGCUCGGUUCGUUAUGUUUGGAUCGGGAUCAGCAGGUACUGGUAUUGCCGAUCAGAUCAAGGAUGCCAUUGCGCAGAAUACCGGAAAGUCUGUAGAAGAGGCAGGACGUCAGAUCUGGUGUGUUGAUAAACCAGGGCUUCUCUUGCAGGGCAAGAAAAACGAGCUCACCCCAGCCCAGCUCCCUUACGCAAGAGCCGACAAAGAGUGGGAAGGCAAGGAACACGGCGACCUUCUAUCAGUCAUCAAGGAAGUCAAGCCGCAUGUUCUCAUUGGCACAUCUACCAAACCAGGAGCAUUCACGCAAGACGCUAUUCGAGAGAUGGCGAAGCAUGUGGAGCGCCCUGUGAUCUUCCCGCUAUCGAACCCAACUAGACUGCACGAAGCAAAGCCGCAAGAUCUGUAUGACUGGACCGACGGAAAGGCCCUGGUGGCUACAGGCUCACCAUUCCCACCAGUGAAGCACAAUGGGAAGGAGUAUGAAAUCUCCGAGUGCAACAACUCUGUGACCUUCCCUGGAAUUGGUCUCGGCGCAAUUCUCAGUCGCACGCGCCUGAUGACUCCCGCUCUCCUCGUCGCCGCCGUCAAGGCUCUCGCUUCAGCUGCUCCAGUGGUCAACAAUUCAGGAGCCGGUCUCUUACCCGACGUCGAGAACGUUAGAGAGAUCAGUGUCCAGAUCGCAAAGAGUGUAAUCAAGAAAGCUAUCGAAGAUGACCUUGCGCAGGAGAAGGAUAUUCCCACAAAUGAUGAUGAUCUAGAAGAGUGGAUCCGCGAGCAGAUGUGGAAUGCAGAGUAUCGACCACUGAAGCUAAUCAAGGAGCAUACAGCGAAUGCACAUGCAAAGGGCGAGGCGGGCACGGCUUCAGGCCACAGGGAAGCCAAGUUCGACCACUGA